Messenger RNA from Uranotaenia lowii, 492 nucleotides. RefSeq lists its product as uncharacterized. Lineage: Eukaryota; Metazoa; Arthropoda; Insecta; Diptera; Culicidae. Gene Ontology annotation, biological process: DNA integration. The transcript is spliced from 2 exons. The coding region runs from base 1 to 492 and encodes 163 amino acids. The record is from RefSeq and is a predicted model, not a curated record. Gene Ontology annotation, molecular function: nucleic acid binding.
AUGUCGAAAUCGAAGACAAUUUCACCGUGGCGGUUGACAUCUGCCCCUGGUGAUCGAGUUCAUGUCGAUCACUUUUCGUUCCAAGGCGCCGAUUUUCUAGUCCUGGUGGAUAGCUACAGCAAGUGGUUGGAAGUUUACCCCGUUCGAACGUUAACUUCCAAGGAGACAUCGGAAAAGUUGGCCGAAUAUAUUUCCCGAUUCGGUCUGAUCAGCACUUUGGUGUCGGAUAACGGCACUGCCUUUACAUCGGAAGAAUUCCAGGCAUUCUGUUCUUCCCGUGGCAUCAAGCACCUGACGACAGCACCGUAUAGUCCGUGUUCGAAUGGAGCAGCCGAGAACGCGGUCAAGACGGUCAAGGCAGCACUGAAGAAGCUGACGAGUGACCCCUCGUUUGCAAAGAAGCCGAUAGGUGUCCAACUACAUUCAUUCCUGGAGAUGUACCGAGCCACAACACACACGAUCGAAACUCAGUUUGGCAGGAAAUGCAUUUAA